Messenger RNA from Linum tenue, 1837 nucleotides. The record is from the annotation of a GenBank genome assembly. NCBI's taxonomy places the organism in Eukaryota, Viridiplantae, Streptophyta, Magnoliopsida, Malpighiales, Linaceae.
GCGCCAUAAAUCAUCCCAUUCCCCAAGAGCCCUUUUGCAAAGAUGGAAUUGGAUGGUAACCGGCGGCAAGGAGAAGAUUAAAAUCAGUUUAUAAAACCGGACAAUUGGAGGAAACGGAUAAUACGCAAGAGGUUGGGAAGAAAAUCGGAAAGAGAAGGGCGGUUCUAAAUGGGAGACAAAUAUCGUCAUCUUAAGAGGUAAAAAAGCCGUCACCGUCUGCCGCCGCUGCUUGUUCUCAACCAGGAGGAAGCCGGUGCGGAGGGCUUCACGGACCGGAAAAGAAUCGAGAUUUGCUGCCUUAAAUCCGCCAUCGAUGCUUUAAACUUUGAGGGGUCUUGCCUCCUGACAGUUUUCUCAUCGCCAGGGGGCUUCGACAGAGUAGAUGGCGAUGAACAGAAAAUCGGAGAAAUUUUAUGCUGAUUUUGUUAUGGGAGGGACGGCAGCGGUGGUUUCCAAGUCUGCUGCGGCACCAAUCGAGCGUGUGAAGCUUUUGUUGCAGAAUCAAGGUGAAUUGAUUAAGAGAGGGCAGUUGAGAAGACCCUAUGUGGGCAUUGGGGAUUGCUUCAGCCGGGUUUUGAAAGAAGAAGGCUUUUUGUCAUUUUGGAGAGGUAACCAGGCCAAUGUCAUUCGCUAUUUCCCAACUCAGGUAAUGCCGGGUUGUCCUCAGGCUUUCAACUUUGCAUUUAAAGGUUACUUCAAAAGCUUAUUGGGACGGUCGAAGGAGAAAGAUGGAUACACAAAGUGGUUUAUCGGGAAUGUCGCUUCAGGUAGUGCUGCUGGAGCCACUACAUCGUUGCUUCUCUACCACUUGGAUUAUGCACGUACCCGUCUGGGGACUGAUUCAAGGGGAUCCCGUCAGCGCCAGUUCAAAGGAUUACUUGAUGUGUACAGCAAAACUUGGUCAAGUGACGGCAUUGUAGGGUUGUAUAGAGGAUUUGGGGUUUCAAUCAUUGGGAUAACACUGUAUAGAGGCAUGUACUUCGGGAUCUACGAUACCUUGAAGCCAAUUGUAUUGGUGGGAUCCCUGGAGGGAAGCUUUUUAGCCAGUUUCCUGUUAGGGUGGAGCAUCACUACCGUCUCAGGGGUCUGUGCAUACCCUUUUGACACCGUAAGGCGAAGAAUGAUGCUAACUUCUGGACAACCAAAUAAGUACCGCAAUGCUGUACACGCACUCCGUGAGAUCGUCCAUGUUGAAGGCUUUGCUGCUCUGUUUCGAGGAGUAACUGCAAAUAUGCUUCUUGGUGUUGCUGGUGCUGGAGUUCUUGCAGGUUACGAUCAGCUGCAGAGAGUUGCGCAUAAACGUGGCCAUAUGUUGGACCACCAAGGCCAAACUGUGCUUAAAUGAAAAUCAGGUGCGCGCAGACAGCUUCCACUUCCAGAUUUGUGUACAUCCAGAAACUGGAUCUCUUUUUAGGACGAAACCAAGAUGCUUUGAGGCCGUGUUCAGAGCAACGAAAUAAGAUUAAUAUCAUUGGCCGCGUUUCUUUUAUUGGGUUGCUAGCAUCUUUGUUAAGUAGAUAAAGAUAGCCAAUUAGGCAUCAGUCAUGAUCAUUGCUUUAAGAAGAUCAGUCAGUCCAGCGAUGGAGGAAGAAUUGGAAGAUGCAAAUGGCUAGAGAGGGACGGAUGGUUAAAAGUGAGCCGAGGUUUGUAACCAUGCCACUUGGGUGCCAAAUAUGGUGACAAUUUAGUGUUAUGGCUAUAGCCUAUAGGUAGCCCAAGAGGAGGAUCUAGGAGUAUCAACGUUGAACGUUGGUUCAGUUUGGAAAUUUUAGGUUUUAAUCAAAUGUAUAAAAAACAAGGUUGUUAACCCGAGAUGAACCUGACUCAUUGAGAAAAA